Molecule: messenger RNA, 1749 nt
Organism: Leucoraja erinaceus (little skate)
Lineage: Eukaryota; Metazoa; Chordata; Chondrichthyes; Rajiformes; Rajidae
Exons: 7
Coding region: 55-1161 (368 amino acids)
Source: RefSeq, a predicted model, not a curated record
AGCUCCUGCACACCAAAGCUCUAAGAUCAUUGCUGGCACCGAGGGGAGUCGGCGAUGGUGGGCCGGUGGGGGCGAGGCUCCGAGCCGGUUUCGGAGCUUCGCUCGCUGCCCUUCGCCCGCAGGCUCGCCUACUUCGACGGCGAGUUCGAGCGGCUGCGGCGGGAGCGGCGAUUGCCGGCUUCAUCCUCGGCCCGGCUCCGGGCGCUGGAGCCGCUGCUGCGCCGCGGGCCUAGCCGCUCCCCCGGCCCUCGGUCGGCGCUGGCCGCCGGCGCCCUGCUGCUGCUGCUGCUGCUCCUGCCAGGCGGCCUACUCCGCGCCGGCCCGGCCGCCCGCUUCCUCAGCUUCUGCGGCCGUGCCCUGCUCAUCCAGUUGCUGCCUUAUUGGGAUUGGACGUUGUACUCCAACACAGACUGCCUGAUCAGGAACCCCUAUUAUUUUGUGAGAGGCCUCGAGUCCUUACAGCUGACUGACUGCAUCAAUGUGUGCCAGAAAUACCCAACCGUGGAAUCUGUGCAGAAAGUGGAUCCAAAAGUUGUUCUUCAGAAGUAUCUGCGUCAGAAUCUACCCCUUGUAAUAACGGAUGGGGCUGAAGAAUGGGUUGCGCUGAGGGAUUUCACUGUGCCAUUCCUAACUCGGUUGUUCAGUGGACAUCCAGUACUGCAGAAUACAAUUGUGUGCAGUUACUGGGACUCUCAAGACUCUCUGGAGAAAAGCCCAAGUGUUUUCUUAGAAAAGAUCCAUCAUCAGAGACUUGCCCACUGGGCAGUUCAAUGGAAGAAUUGCAACAAAGUAGCGGCAAAGGUGAUCCGUGGAUUUUAUCAACGGCCUUACUUCCUUCCGGCAGUGGUGGAAUUGGCAGAGUCGAACUGGUUGCUAAUGGCAGCACAAACAGAAAAUGGUGGCACAGGGGACCCAUUUGUAAAGGUGGGAGAUCAUGAUGGGGACUUGCUAAUGUGGAUUGCCCAGCUACAAGGGGUUUUUGAGGUUCAGCUCUUGCCGAAAGACUUGUGUGUAAACAACUGUACUCACUACACCCUGCGGCUUUCACCUGGUGAGGCAGUUGCUGUACCACUUCAGAUGUGGGAGGUUCAGUAUCGUCCUUCCAGUGCCACUGCUAUUGGACUUGCUGCAACAGGAAACUGGCUACAAGACUCCAGGUGAUGGUGCCAGAAGUGGUUCUGCAAGAACAUGUCCUGCCUCGGGAAAUCUAGGAUUUUGACAAUGGCCAACGUGUACUGCUUUGAGUUUGUACUGCUAACUAGUACCUGGUUUGGAUUGUGUUGCCUUAUUUGUUUGAUUGUUUAGAGGGUUUUAUUUCUGGGGUUACUGAAAGGAGAGAUUAUAUCAUUGUUGGGCUGCUGAAAUGGAGGAGGGAUAUACGGUCUAAAGGUAAUGUAUGUCAGUGGGUUAUACAUCCACAAGAAAUAACAUAUCAGAAUAUAGAUUUUAGUAUCAAAGGACUGGAAUGACAAAAAGGGAAAGUGCUGUUGGUUGCAAUGACCUCACAAAAAGGGGGGUUCUCUUUUAGAAGGGGCCACAGCACUGAUACACCAGAACGGCCAAAGCUGAUAAGGUUAAAUUAAGAGAUUUCACUGAUUUCCACCAGUGUCAAUGCACGGCCCUUUCCUUGAAAUUACAAGUGGGAAAGAUUAGCCAAUUGUUUGCAAGAGGGCUUGUGUCACUAAAUAAACAUUUUUUUUAAAGGGACCACAAUUUUGGAGUGUAUGGGGAAGCAAUUUUUUUUUAUUU